GCGGGCCAAGCCCAGUCCAGCCCAAAAACCCUAACCCUAAGCAGAUAACACCACCGCCACCCAAACCGUCGGGAACACUCCCGACAAGUCCAAACCACCACCCAAAACCCCAAGGCCGAAAACUCAAAACCAUCAGACACCGUGUAAUUGUUGCCGUACCGCUCCUCACCCAUUCUUGGACCUCCGUUGAGUCAGCCGAGCACGAUCAUACGACAUGGAUGUUAAGUAUUCCUAUUGUUGCCGGCAGGAUGAUAGUAUUAUCCCAGAGAAGAGGAAAGGGAAGUAUGAUGGCUUUUUCGUUGAUGUGCGGAUGUGUCAUAAACUGAGGAAGAUUGCUAAUGGGGGCAGUGAUGCGGAUGACAACGAAGUAAAGCUGGGCACAGUGCGUUCUAUAUUUACUGUGAACCGCAGUGAGUUUCUAGCAGGAGAGAGACUCAGGUAUCUCAUGGAUACCUGGUGUCUACCUUUAGCGUAUGUACCAGACGACAGUGUAAAGGACUCAAUAGUAGACAAGGUGCACAGAUUUGGCUGUUCAAUGCUGGACUUAGGGUUGAAGCCAUUGCCGCUUCUUGUGGAUGUUGGGAUUAGCAUGUUGCAGUUACCUGGUGAGAGUGUAGAUGAGGGGAUUGCCAGGGUUAUGAUGAAAAUGAAUGUUUGGGACUGCGUGCCUGCCACUAAAGCAUCUAUUGGAGCAUUAGAGGAAGUGGCUUUUGAUGGUUUGUGGUCGGUUAAGGAAUGUGGCAAGUGCUCAAAGACCCUUGCAGUAGGGAAGCUUGCUCGUAUGCCGUGCUCUCAUGUAUUUCAUCGGCAAUGUAUUUAUGCGUGGCUGGCGGGUAUCCACAUGUGUCCGAUUUGCCGCUUUACUAUGCCCUGCUGAUUUAAUUGAUAAAUGAGUUGAUUGUUAUCGUUAGUUGCUAGUAAGUACUGAACUUGGUGGACUUGAUGGGGACAUGUGGCUUGAGGGUGGCUGAACAAGAAGUUGUUAUGUGAUGUUUCUUUUGGUU
Molecule: messenger RNA, 1004 nt
Organism: Rhododendron vialii
Lineage: Eukaryota; Viridiplantae; Streptophyta; Magnoliopsida; Ericales; Ericaceae
Exons: 2
Coding region: 215-877 (220 amino acids)
Biological process (GO): protein ubiquitination
Cellular component (GO): cytoplasm
Molecular function (GO): ubiquitin protein ligase activity
Source: RefSeq, a predicted model, not a curated record